Molecule: messenger RNA, 1919 nt
Organism: Ahaetulla prasina
Lineage: Eukaryota; Metazoa; Chordata; Lepidosauria; Squamata; Colubridae
Gene: TCHP
Product: trichoplein keratin filament binding
Exons: 12
Coding region: 157-1656 (499 amino acids)
Biological process (GO): apoptotic process
Cellular component (GO): keratin filament
Source: RefSeq, a predicted model, not a curated record
GAGACGCCUGGCGGCGCCGGAAACCAGCCGGGCCGUUGGGCGUUCGCGCGGAGGCAGCGGCGGGCGAGCGCGGCUUGGGAGCGCCGGAACUAUCCCGCAGCGGCGUAGCGGGCGACGUCAGGAGGCGCGACUGGGCCUCGGCGUGACGUCACCGCCAUGGCCGUGCCCGCCGCCCUGCCGUUCUGGGGCAGCCGCCGCCGCGUCCUGGAGCAGCAGCUGGUGCGGCGGCGGGAGCAGGAGGCCCGCCUGCGCCAGCAGUGGGAGCUGCACAGCCGCUCCUUCCAGCAGUCCGGGCUGCGGAGCCGCAAACAGGCCGAAUGGAGUUCGCGCCGCUCCUUCCAGCAGAGCAUGGAGGCGCACAGCCGGGAGCGGCUGAAGGCGGAGGCGGCGGCGGGCCUGGAGCGGCGGCGGCUGCGGCUGCGGGAGUUGCUGUGGCAGGAGCGCGAAGACCUGGCGGCUGAGCUGCGGGCGCUGCGGACCGGUGGGGAGGCUGAGCUGGAGGAGAAGCGGCAGCGGAGCCAGGAGCUGCGCUUGGCUAGGGAGGAGCAGCGGAAGCAGGUGGCGGAAGAUCGUCUCUACGACUGCUGGAGGAAGAACAGCGCGAAGCUCCGAGAGGUGAGCUCAGAGCUGCACAAGAAGCAGGUGGUGGAAGCCUGGGGGGACCAGCUGGCGCUGAAGCAACAGCGAGAAGCGGCUGAUCGGGAAGAGAAAGUCCGCUCUGAGAACCAGUACGAGAGAGCCCGCAGAGAAGCCCUGGAGCGGCUGAAGCAGGAAGAGCAGCGCAGGAAGCGGGAGGAGGAGAAACGGGCCGAGAUCCUGCGGCAGCAGAUGGCGGAGCUCCAGCUGCGGGACGUGGAGGCCACCAAGCUGAAGGAGGAGGAGGAGACCCUGCUGAAGCAGCAUUGGGAGCUGCAAGCCAUGGAAGCUGAGCGGAAGCGGAAGGAUGAGCAGCGGAAGAAGGUGGAGCUUGGGCGCUUUCUGAAGCAUCAGGUCCAGGCACAGCUGAGGAAACGGGCUCAACAGGUCCAGGAAGAGUUGGAGAAGGACAGGCAGAUCCUCCUGGCCCUGUCCGAGAAGGAUGAGGAGGACCAGCGCCUGAAGUCUACCCAGCGGGAAGAAGCCGUGGCCGCGGUGGCCUGGAUGAAGGAGGUCAUUGAAGAGCAGCUGCAGCUGGAAAGAGAACGAGAGGCAGAGCUGGAGACCAUCUUCAGGGAAGAAGCCAGGCAGGUUUGGGAGAAGCGAGAGGAAGAAUGGGAGAGAGAGCAGAAGGCCCGGGACAGGCUCAUGGCAGAGGUCCUGGCCGAGAGGGAACAGCAGAUCCAGCAGAAGAUGGAGCGCAACAGGCAGGCCCAGCAGGACUCCGUCAGGUUCCGGGAGCAGCUGAUCCAGCAGCUAGAAGAGGCCAGGCAGCUGACGCAGCGGGAACAAGAGGCGGCGGUUGAGCGAAAAACUGCCCGCAAGCAGGAGCUGCAGGCCCAGCUCACGGAGCGGCAGCGGCAGCAACAGGAGGAGCUCCAGCACCAGCAGGAGACAGCCACAGAAGCCCGGAUGCGAGAAGAGCAGCACCAGCAGCUGGAAGAGCUGGAGGCCAGGCGCAUGGUGGAGGCUGGCUAUCGCAACAAGUGCCACAGCUACCCCAAAGCUGCCUGGAGCUAAAGAAGAUUCUGCAUUCUGGGUCUGGGUGGCCGACAACCUCUUUGCCAGCUGUACUGACAGUCUACUUGGAGCCAGCAGGGAUGCCAGGAGAUGAAGGGGGUGGGCUGGUUCCCCCAGAAGCGGUCUUCCUGCCUCCCCCCCUCCCUCAAGGAGCAGCUGCUACCUGGUGGCUCUUUCCCUGCCAAGGCAGAACGGAAGAGUGGCAGUGAAGUUGGUGGGUGAGGUGCUUAGAGGGUCAAUAAAGAGCUAUUUUUCUUUUUAAA